Messenger RNA from Dicentrarchus labrax (European seabass), 1318 nucleotides. RefSeq names its product thioredoxin-like 1 (gene txnl1). The record is from RefSeq and is a predicted model, not a curated record. The transcript is spliced from 8 exons. Bases 187 to 1056 code for a protein of 289 amino acids. Lineage: Eukaryota; Metazoa; Chordata; Actinopteri; Moronidae.
AGGAGUCCACAUCCUGAAGCAGCGCACUGUACCUGUAGUGUGGCUCAGACACAGCGGAGCAGCUAGUGAGCUAAUACACUGACAGAAAGCUAAAAACACAACACGUUAUAUUCGUUAGGUUGGCCAGUCUCUUGUCCUGAACAUUACCCGGAGUAACCAGUCCGCACCCCAGCCGCAAACUGUACCAUGGUCGGCGUUAAAGUGAUCGGGAGCGACCCGGACUUCCAGCCGGAGCUAGCGGCCGCCGGCUCCAGGCUCGCCGUGGUGAAGUUCACAAUGGCUGGGUGUCGGCCCUGUGUCAGAAUAGCUCCAGCUUUCAACAUGUUGAGUAACAAGUACCCACAGGUCGUCUUCCUUGAAGUAGAUGUUCAUGUCUGUCAGGCAACAGCAGCAGCCAACAACAUCUCAGCCACACCGACGUUCUUGUUCUUCAGGAACCGGGUUCGGGUGGAUCAGUAUCAGGGGGCAGACGCCGCAGGUCUGGAAGAGAAGAUCAAACAGCACACAGAGAAUGACCCGGGAAACAGCGAGGACUCUGACAUCCCAAAAGGAUAUAUGGACCUCAUGCCUUUUGUCAGCAAAGCUGGCUGUGAAUGCCUGAACGAGAGCGACGACUGUGGCUUCGAUAACUGCUUAAUCAAAGACUCCACCUACCUGGAGUCUGACUGUGACGAACAGUUGCUGAUUACGAUCGCCUUCAACCAGCCUGUGAAGCUUUUCUCUAUGAAGCUACUGUCCUCAGACUUUGCCCAAGCCCCUAAGAUGGUGAAGGUUUUCAUCAAUCUCCCCCGGUCGAUGGGUUUUGACGACGCCGAGCGGAGUGAAGCCACUCAGGCUCUGGAGCUGUCAGAGGAAGACUACAAAGACGACGGUUUGAUUCCCCUGCGCUACGUCAAGUUCCAGAACGUCCAGAGUGUUACGUUGUUUGUCAAGUCGAACCAAGGAGACGAGGAGACAACAAAAAUCAACUACCUGACAUUCAUUGGUACUCCAGUACAGGCCACCAACAUGAACGACUUCAAAAGGGUUGUGGGAAAGAAAGGAGAGAGUCACUGAGCAGGAGAACCAAGGGGAGGGUGAGAAGAAGAAGAAGAGGAAGAGGAGGCUGCAGAUACAUCCAUGGACUUUCCCUCUGCCAAAGCUGACACACACUCUGCUGUCAAUAACCACAAACACACACAUACAUACACACAGCCUCUAGCUGACCUCCUCAAGCUCUGAAUGAAUUCUCCGUCUGUGGAGAGUCGGUCUAUAAGUCAUUUGUAUUGUAAUUCUGAUGAAAAUCACUGUAAAUAAACACAAUCCUUUUUCAAAGGCA